Molecule: messenger RNA, 3896 nt
Organism: Neopelma chrysocephalum (saffron-crested tyrant-manakin)
Lineage: Eukaryota; Metazoa; Chordata; Aves; Passeriformes; Pipridae
Gene: DAB2
Product: DAB2, clathrin adaptor protein
Exons: 15
Coding region: 249-2375 (708 amino acids)
Biological process (GO): positive regulation of endocytosis; receptor-mediated endocytosis; negative regulation of canonical Wnt signaling pathway
Cellular component (GO): plasma membrane
Source: RefSeq, a predicted model, not a curated record
CACGUUGAGGGGGAGUAGCCAAGACCAAGCAGCAAAAACAUCAUAGCGCAUUCCUGGGUAGUCCUCAGCUGCCAGCAUCUGAUUAAAACCAUAUCGCUCGCUGUGAGUGGCUAACUAAUCUGAAGGCGAUAGUGCAACAGAAUAUUUAACCGGGCCCGCGGUCCCAGUCAGGCUACCGGCUGCGGUCACUGGAUCAUGCUCGGAGCGGCACGGAUCUAACCCAAAACAUAACUGGCCACCAUUUCAUCAUGUCUACUGAAGCUGAAACAACUACCACCACGACCACCAACAGCCAGCCUGAACAACAGGUUCCACCAAAAGCACAAUCCUCAAAGAAGGAAAAAAAGAAAGGGCCGGAAAAGACAGAUGAAUCUCUCUUGGCUAGAUUCAAAGGUGAUGGUGUAAGAUACAAAGCUAAACUGAUUGGCAUUGAUGAUGUCCCAGAAGCAAGAGGAGACAAAAUGAGUCAGGAUUCAAUGAUGAAACUGAAGGGAAUGGCAGUGGCAGCCCGUUCCCAGGGUCAACACAAACAGAAGAUCUGGGUAAACAUCUCCCUCUCUGGUAUCAAGAUAAUAGAUGAGAAAACUGGGGUUAUAGAGCAUGAGCAUCCAGUAAACAAAAUCUCCUUUAUUGCUCGGGAUGUAACAGACAAUCGUGCCUUUGGUUAUAUAUGUGGAGGGGAAGGCCAGCACCAAUUUUUUGCCAUAAAAACGGCACAACAGGCUGAGCCUCUAGUUGUUGAUCUUAAGGAUCUCUUCCAACUAAUAUAUAAUAUGAAGAAGAAAGAAGAAGAAAAUAAAAAGAGUGAAGAAGCAAGUAAGACUGAGAACGGUGGUGAAGCUGAUCAAACUGAAAAAAUGAAACUGGUAGUUGACCAGAUGGACUUGUUUGGGGAUAUGUCAACACCUCCUGAUAUGAGCAGUCCCACAGAAGCUAAAGAGAUUCUGUUAGUGGAUCUUAAUUCUGAAAUUGAGACCAAACAAACUUUUGCAAAAGAGGAUCUCUUCUUGAAUGGCAUCACAGCCUCUCUUCCACAACCAAAGGCACAGCCACCCCUCUUGCCUGAGAGUUCUUUCUCUGCCAAUCUCAGCUUCUUUCCCACACCUAAUCCAGACCCUUUCAGUGAUGAUCCUUUCACGCAGCCAGACCAAUCUGCACCGCCUUCGUUUGAUUCUCUAACACCUGAUCAGAAGAAGGAAAAUCUGAGUCCCUUGGCAUCGGUGGGUAAUGGUGCUUCAAAUGGUAAUGCUGACUACUUUGGUAAACAGUUUGACCAGAUUUCUAAUAGAACUGGCAAACGAGAAGCACUAACAAGCCAGUGGCCGCUUGAGAAUAAGUCUCCUGCAGCAAGAACUCCAGAUGAGGUACCAGAGAGAGAACCAGACUUUCUUAAAGUCCCACCAAACCAGUUUGUGAACUGUCCUUCUGAAAGAUUAUCUCUGCAGAAUGGAGUAAAGCUGGAUUCUGAAAACAAUAUCCAUUUCAUGACACAUGAGUCUAUAACAAUUAGCCCACCACCACAGAGUACCAAACCGGGAAGAGGAAGGAGGUCUGUUAAGACUGCACCGAAUGACUUAUUCAGCUCAGACUUCUUUUUGCCAACUACAGAGAGGCUUAGCUUGAGCUCAAUGCCACAAACAGGACCUGCAUUAACUAAUUCACUGGAUGUCUUCACAGCACAUUCAUUGACUUCUCUAGGUGGCUUGCCAGUAAGUUCAUCACCAUGGACUACACAGACACCUUCCUUCACUCAGACUACAUCAUCAGUCUUUCCUGGGUCUAUGAUAAGUGCUCAGUCUACAGGAUUUACUCAACCACUUGCCUUCAAUACUCAAGCAGUCUCAGGCUGGAACCAAGCUGCAUCUUUUGGUCCAGCAGCCAAUCAAUCUUCUGGUCUCUGGCCACAGCCAACACAAAUCCCAUCUAUUCCUUGGUCACAGCCAUCCAGUGCUGCAAAUCCCUUCCAGAGCAGUAUGUUCACAUUUUCAACGCUACCUGCUCCACCACCAUCUGUACGGCCCUCCCUGUCAACAACAACCAGCCCACCUCAGCCACCACCCAGAACUCCACCACUGAAGGAGCCAUCCAAGAAAGACAGUGAUGCUUUCAUUGGUCUGGAUCCACUUGGAGAUAAAGAGAUGAAGGAUAUCAAGGAAAUGUUCAAAGACUUCCAGCUGACAAAGCCACCUGCAGUACCAGCAAGGAGAGGAGAGCAGCAAAGCCUUUCAGGUGCUUCUGGAGCUUUCAGCAAUUACUUUAGUUGUAAAAACCACCAAAGCCUGUUCCUCGACGAAGUGUGCUGCUGGCUGAUGGUCUGUUUGAAAGUCAAGCUAAAAGAGAUCUUUUCAGCCCCUCAUCUGAAUCUCAGAAAAUAAAUUCUGAUCCUUUUGGUGAUAAUUUUGGCAACCCGUUUGCAUAGGUCAGGUGUAACCAGAAAAGGACAAAUGGAAUAACUGGACCUCUUCUCAACAUGAUUUUUCUACGUUUUUCACUUUACUGUCUGUCACUCUUGCUGCUGUUCCACGAUGUCUGCAAUCUAAAGCAUAUCCAGGGGGAUUGAAGCAUGAACACUCAAAGAACAUGCUGUGAAGAUGAUAAUUCAGGGCAAAGCAAAUGGGGAUAUUGACUCACGCUGGAAACCCAAAUUCAUAUUGGUGGAUGUUAACUUUACUUUAGUUCUUUGCAAUCUUCUGUAGAAGAGCUUAACAGCACUAAGUCGUGUCUUGUAAAUAUGAUCACCAUUUUUCUUUUAUGUAGCACUUACUGUCCCAAAAUAUAGGAACUUAAUGUACCUGGGGAAGAGGUGUUACCUUCACCUAAGUGUACUGAAUUAGUAGCUAAAACUCCACACCUUAAACAGCUAGGUCUGUUGCCUGUUAUCACAGCAGCACCCAGCUGUAACGUUAAGUGGAUGCUACUCAGUUCUAAUUGGUGACUGGGCACAUUACUUGGUCUCUGAGCCACAAAAAUUUAACUGUAUGUAGAGGAAAAGAGUCUAAUACUAGUCUAUUUCACUAAAAGUAAAAUUAUCAUUCUGCCAUAAAUGUUUAAUAAAGGGACUGCGGGGUCUGUAACAGCACUGCUGAAGCCCUGAGUACUAGAGGCCUACACUGUAGAUUCAGAUAAGCAGAAAAACUUCUUCUUGCAGAACUUUGAGCUAGUUGUGGACACUAACAGUUAUCUUGGUGCUAAUAUGGCAUUUUUCAGGGAGGGAAAUCUACUAAGAUUACUUUAUUAUUAAGGUGGCUUGGCAGACAAAUGGAACAAGCAGGUAGGCUUCUUGCUUAUGUUUCAGUAAAUGUUGCUGAUGUCGCUCAGUUUGAGUUGUCGCAUGGUGUAGUGUAGCAUGUUUCCAUUAUGUUAGAAAGCAAAAAGACAAUAAUGGCUUCACUCCAUGCCUAGACUCCUUGAGAACAGGUGCACCACCUCUUGCCAUUAAUGUGAGGUAAUACUCUUGAAAAACAUGUCUUUCCUCAAGAACCUCUUUACUUACAGAUUUAAAUCAGUUAGUUACAACUGACUGUAACAGUUACAUUCUUGGCCAGUGGUGAUGACUGAUGUGUCAGAGGAUUUUCUGUUAAUACAAAGUAUAAACUUGAAAUGGUAUUGUUAAAUCAAAUGCCUAAGCAGUUGCUGAACUGCAGAGCUAAGAAAGUCAACUUGAAUACAGCCUUAGUACCCAAUUCAGCCAUUCUCCUAAUUAGUCUUGUAUAUAAACCUCUCUUGCACUUUCAGCAAAUGCAAAAAAAAAAAAAAAAAAAAAAAGGCACAAAUUUAAGAAUUUGUCUCAAACUGGAAACGUAGAAACUUAUGGAUGUUACAUCGUUAUACAAAACUGUAGUAUCUCAAGUGAUGUUACCUAAUGACAUUAAACAGAAGCAACUCUUCAUACCAAA